Messenger RNA from Prunus armeniaca (apricot), 495 nucleotides. NCBI's taxonomy places the organism in Eukaryota, Viridiplantae, Streptophyta, Magnoliopsida, Rosales, Rosaceae. The record is from the annotation of a GenBank genome assembly.
AUGGCGGCGGAUCGUGGCGGCGAAGGGCUGGGGUUGGAAGAGGGAAGUUUCUUGGUUCAUUUGGCACUGAUAUUGCCUGAAUCGGGGGUCGGAGCUGAGAGGAAUCAGCUCAGAAAGUCGGCUCGUUCCCCUCCCGAAUCCAGAAGAUUCUGGGUUUAUAAAAUUGAAGUUCGAGAUAUUUACGGUUAUGCCACUGAACUUCUUUUGCUCGUAACUCCUUCGUUACAACUCCGUUUUGAGUCCACUACGUGUCUACGGACUCCUUUUGUCGCGCUCUACGCAACAGUACAACUAGAAUCCUCAAAUUCCUUCCCGGUCAAAAAGUCAACUUUUAAACUAAUAAAAUAUUCUAGGGAAUAUCACGGUGGUGAGCAGGAGAUCUUUGCUAUCCUUACAAGCCAAGAACAACGUUUUGAUAUGCACACCGUUGAUGCUACUGAUCAGUCCAGUGGUCAGAAGUCUCAGAAGAAUUGGAAUCCUAAGGGGAAAUCAUAG